Molecule: messenger RNA, 1494 nt
Organism: Wickerhamiella sorbophila
Lineage: Eukaryota; Fungi; Ascomycota; Dipodascomycetes; Dipodascales; Trichomonascaceae
Product: Amino-acid acetyltransferase, mitochondrial
Exons: 1
Coding region: 1-1494 (497 amino acids)
Biological process (GO): L-arginine biosynthetic process
Cellular component (GO): mitochondrial matrix
Molecular function (GO): L-glutamate N-acetyltransferase activity, acting on acetyl-CoA as donor; arginine binding
Source: RefSeq, a predicted model, not a curated record
AUGACUGUUUUGGGACUAAGGCUAUUCCGGCAGAUGAAACCAUCGUUAGCUUGUUUUCGACAAACAGAACAGACGGUUAGGAGGAAAACUCGGGAUCUUGUUCUGGCAGUGCUGAGAGCUACUGCUACGAAACGUGAAGCUCGCCAGUACGUUCAAAAGUACUCGGGGGAUGGUCCCAAAAGAGUUUCCAUUGUCAGAGUAGGUGGAACUAUCGACAGUAGGUUGGGCUGGACACUUGCCCAGAUUAAGGCGCUAGGAGCUCACCCAGUGGUGGUUUUAGAUCCAUCUGUUGAGGCCGAGCGCUUCAUCACAGGCACCAACUCUUUUGAGUCCUGUCAAGAUGCAUUAGCAGAGAGAGCCGGCGAUCUUUGCAACUCAAUUGCCUCAUAUAUGGCCACUGCACGUCCUUUGCUUGCUCCGUUUGAUUUGUCCAUCAAACAUGGCUUGACUACGCAGCUUCCUCGUCUAUGUGGACCCUUGGAUCUAGAUAUCAUUCCCGUGGUUACCCCCAUCACAUUUGACCAGGAAAUGGCGGAGUUUCGCUUGACAGAGGGCCACAAAGCUGUCAAAUCUGUUGUGGAAGCAUUCAAGUCCGCACAAAACUACGCGCUGGACAAGAUCAUUUUCAUUGACGCCGUAGGCGGUUUGCCCUCAAUGACCCGUAUGGCAUCCCACGUUCAAGUGAAUAUUCGGCAAGAGCUAGGUGACAUUACCUCGGAAAUUCGGGGCUCUAAUUUGGAUGCUAAAACUAAGCUGGCGCACUUGUCGAACCUGAAUUCAAUGAGCGUUCUUUUAGGCAUGCUUCCUCCGUCUGUUACUGGAAUUAUCACCUCUCCAACAUCAGCCGGAGAAGUAAUGGACCGCAAUCCCAUUGUGUACAAUAUUCUGACCGAUAGACCACUGAUUUCAUCUUCCCUGCCUUUCCAGCUGGGGCGAACGCAGCUAGAGACUACAGUUUUGAGACAGGGGACGCCUGUUUUUGUCCAUGAAGAUGCCGAUGGAUUAGAUCUUGAAAAGCUCGCCAAAAUCGGCCGAAUCAACCUAGCCAAACUUGUGCGCCUGAUUGAACUCUCUUUCCAAAAGACGCUUGAUCUGGACCAUUACCUCGGCCGCAUCAAAAACAACGUGGCUGCUGUUAUUGUCGUGGGUGACUACGAGGGUGCUGCCAUUAUCACAUGGGAAAAAUCGCCCAUCACUGGACGCAAAGUAGCCUACCUCGACAAGCUGGCGGUGCUCCCGUCAUCACAGGGCGCUGCUGGCGUGGCCGAUAUCAUUCUAAACCGCAUGAUCAGGUCCCUGUUCCCGGAGGAAGUCAUCUGGCGUUCGCGUGCCAACAACCCAGUCAACAAGUGGUACUUUGAACGCUCGCGUGGAUUCCUCCGCUUGCAGAACCCCCAUUGGGUCAUGUUCUGGCAUUGCACCACGUCCAGGCCUCCUAUCCUGGAAUACGCAGCAAUCUGCGGUGCAAUUGAGCCGUCGCUUAGAUCCGAAUAG